This is a messenger RNA of Vitis riparia (riverbank grape), 1156 nucleotides long. RefSeq names its product B3 domain-containing transcription factor VRN1-like. Bases 22 to 999 code for a protein of 325 amino acids. Lineage: Eukaryota; Viridiplantae; Streptophyta; Magnoliopsida; Vitales; Vitaceae. Gene Ontology annotation, molecular function: DNA binding. The transcript has 5 exons. The record is from RefSeq and is a predicted model, not a curated record.
GGGGGCAGGUCUCAGAAGCCCAUGACCUCCACUCAGAAGCCACACUUUUUCAGGAUCAUACACCCUUCGUUUCUUACACAUGGAUACCCUGGGAUUCCUCAGACUUUUCUAAGAGAAUAUGGAAACAGUCUCUCAAAUUUUGUGUUCCUCCACCCUCCCACUGGCGCUGAAUGGCGAGUAGAAUUGUUGAAACUCCAUGGUGAGGUUUUGUUCAGCACUGGAUGGCAGCGAUUUGCUGACUUUUAUUCUAUAGGAUAUGGGCAUUUCUUACUAUUCAGAUACGAAGGUAGUUCCCAUUUCCAUGUGCUUAUAUUUGAUAUGACCGCUUCUGAGAUUGAAUAUCCAUACGCCACUGCUCCCAAUCACGACCACAACCAUCAUAAAGUUUCUGUUGAGAGUUUGGAUGAUUUUCCAUCCUCCAAAACAGCAAACUAUAUGGACAUGAUCGAUAUUACCUCUAGUGAAGCAGUAUUCUACCCUAAUGGAGCAAGCAGCUUGCCAAAAGUUGAGGACAUUCAGGGUGAUUUUCCAACCACCCACAAAACAAGGGAGAUAACAAGAAACAAUCCUUCUUUUAAACCUCAUAACGCUUGCAGUUCCCACCACUAUCAUUCCUCCAUCCCAAUUUUUAGGGGAGGAGCUCUUGGAAGAGCUAAAGCUUUCAAAUUCGAAAAUCCUUUCUUCAUUGUCACCAUGCGACCAUCUUAUGUUGGUAGUAGGAAAAGUUUGACCGUACCAUUGAGUUUUGUCAAGACGCACUUCAAAGGGGAUAACAUCAAUACAAUCCUUUCAGUUUCAGAUGGAAGAACUUGGUCUGUCAAGUACAUUAAGCGAAAAAGCAAUGUGAAGUUCUCCUCAGGUUGGACAAAGUUUGUGCGAGAUAACUCUUUGGAAGUAGGUGAUGUCUGUGCCUUCGAGCUGGUCAAAUGCACUGGAACUUCACUCAAGGUUGAGAUUUUUCGGAACAAUGAAGAUGCAAGUCAUCACCUGCAGCAGUGAGAGUAGAACUUUUAGAUUUAGUAGAUGAAGGCUCGAUUUGGCAUGAUUUUGGACAAGUAUUCAGAUGAAUUUUUGUGAUGUUUGAUUGUCUUUAAACUCUCAAAAUGAAACCUGUUUUCGACUCGCAAUUAUUAUGUAGGAUGAAUGAUAUAAAUUU